Molecule: messenger RNA, 2294 nt
Organism: Solenopsis invicta (red fire ant)
Lineage: Eukaryota; Metazoa; Arthropoda; Insecta; Hymenoptera; Formicidae
Exons: 2
Coding region: 345-683 (112 amino acids)
Cellular component (GO): nucleus
Molecular function (GO): zinc ion binding
Source: RefSeq, a predicted model, not a curated record
ACAACACAUUGCAAUAUUAAAAGUUACAAGAUGCAAUGUUGAUCUUGAUUAGUUUUUUUUCUUCUGUGCGAUAAUGGAAAUAAUGAGAUUGCGGUAAGGGGUCUGGACAAACGACGCGUACGGCACUGCGGGAGGCAUCGCUCGGAGCGCGCUGUCGUUCGGUGGAGUCUGCAAUAAACAAACUCCGAAAGAUCUCCAGGUAAAAAAGCGUACACGUCCGACACUCUCUCUCGCUGUAACUACGAUCACGAGGAGUCGCUCUGUCAACGGUCGAACGGUGUCGAGGACGAGCGCGUGAGCCGUGCGAGCGCUGUGGAAGCAGCCGUCGAAGCAACGCCGCGGAGAUGGGCAGCACGGACAAGGCCGUGAUCACGGGAUUCAUAUGCAGGCUUUGCAGUAAGAUGAACCGCUUCGUGAUCCACAUUUAUGGGGAGGAGGGCGAGAGAAUGAAGCUCGCUGAAAAGAUAAACACCUACCUGCCGAUCACGGUAAACAUGAAUGACCCGCUACCAAAGACUGCAUGUUUACAUUGCAUCGAACGAUUAGAGGCGCAUCACGAGUUAAUGGAACAAAUCAUGUUCACCAGGCGGAGAUUAAACACCGAUAAUAAGGCAACCGCGGUGGCAUCCUCCUCCGCGACAACCAUAGAAACAGCUCCGACGUCUAGCCCACCUCCCUGUUGACAUGUGCAAUGGAAAAUAAUAUAUUCUUUCACUCAAUGCGCCAUUCUCCAAGAUCAGAUGAUUCCCAUAUAAUUUCAUUUCAUUUAAACUGGUAGUCAGUAAGUAAAACAUGAAGAAAGGAAUGGAGGAUGAAAUAAAAAUAAUGUGACGUACAGCAUGUUCUGCGAGGAAACUGACAAACUUUUAAAAUGUGUUCUAAAGAUCAUUCCAAGCUAAAAAAUAUAGAUUAAUUUGGUUCAGUUAUUGAGCUAUAGAUAAUUUUAUUAAUACAAAGCAAAAAGUUCUUUAUACAUUUAUAAUUUUUAUUAAAUUUAAACAAAAUUAUUAUUUAAUCAGACGAAUCUUAAUCUUCUUCGCUAUUAUUUGCUCAAAAUUUCAAAAUAAAUAGAUAAAAAAAGUAGUUCUACAUCUUGCGAAGUACAAUUUUAUGGUACAACUACAUGUUUGCAAGCAAAGAAUGUAUGAUAAGAAGAAUAAUAUAUAGAAUAAUUCGCCUGAUAAAAUGAUAAAGAUUAUAAUAAGACUUUAUUUAAUGAAAGUUAUAAAUGUCUAGUAUUUUUCACCUGUCACAAUAUUAAUAACAUUAUCCAUAUUUUGAGAACGGAGCCGAUUUGACCUGUAGUAGCUAAACUUUUUAGCUUAGAAUGAUCUCUAUAAUAUUCCAAAAGUUCCCUUAUGGAGCACCCCGUAUUUUCAAUGUAACAUGAUACUUUCACAUUACAUAUUGCUCGUUUUAUAUUGCUCGUUUCAGACAAGUAUUCUUUGAUGGUAUUAAAGAAGUUUGAAAAUUGUUCAAUUCCAAUGGCCACUACUAUCUUCUGAGGGAACAAAAUGUUAAAGAUAUAGAGAAAGAAGUUCUCAAUAACACAAAGAAACAUUUCUUUACAUAAUUUUGUGCAGAGUGAUCCUUAAGUAUUCUAGAAGAUUUUGGAGUAAUUCUUCACAUUAAUUCAAGAAGAAAACUUUGUAUGGUCAUUCAUUUAUCCUUAAAUCAAUGUAAAGUCUUUAAAAUCUUUUAGAAUAUUUAAGGACCACUCUGUAAUGUUACAUACAGAACAACAUUGUGUAAAGAAAUAUAUUUUCAUGUGUCCAUUGCUUUCAAAAAUAUAAGGUAUCAAAAUUGCAGGAAAAGUUUCGAAAGGUGAGUUAUUUUGAUGUAAUUAUAUGUAACAAGAACAAGAAGAGCUUACAUCUUUUAAGGCUAAUUAUUUUUUUAUUCUAUCAAGAGUAGUCAAAAAUAAGCAGAUGCUUUUUUUUAUGAGAAACCGAUGUACCACUGAUUUUUUUCAAGUUUAAAACUUGUAUAUUAUAAAUGAGACAAAUUGGCAUCAAAACAUCUCUUUAUUAUUUUCAAUAUGAUAAGCUAUUUUCAGGAAAAAAAACUUUUUUCUUUCAACUUUGACUCCUGUAUUUUUUAAGCAAAAUCGUGCGGAUAAUCAUGUAUAGUUUUUGUCUUAAAUUAAUAAGAAAUCACUUAAAAUCUUAAGAAUACUUAAGAGUCACUCUGUAUACGUGGCGUUAAUUGAAUGAAUUUAAAUAAGAAUUUAUGUGUGGUCAUAAAAAAAUUGAGUUUUUUUCUUGCUGAUUCGUGAAUAAAUGAUUUACAAGAAA